AUGAUGAUGAAUCUUCAUACAUCGUCAUCAUCAAUUUAUUUAUUUGGUAUAAAUUUAUCUGGUUAUAAUCGUUUAAUACAAUUUUUAUUAACAUCAACAGCUGUACUUAUUUUUCAUGUUAUUCAAGGAUAUAUGCAGGAAUUAAUUUUACAAUUAAAAUCAUUACGACUUUAUCCAAAUUAUUUUACACUCGUUUAUUUUGUAUGUUUUACACUUUUGGCAUAUAUAGAACAAUUAUUAUUUGAACGAACAAUAAAAAGACGAAAAGCACCUAUUCAAACUUAUGCUGUAAUUGCAUUGUUUACUCUUGGUACAAUGGGUUUAAGUAAUGCAGCUGUGAUGCGUCUUAAUUAUCCAACUCAUAUGAUGUUUAAAAGUUGUAAAUUAAUUCCAGUUAUGAUUGGUAGUAUGUUGAUAUUAGGUAAAGAUAAAUUUCAAUAUUGUUGA
Messenger RNA from Rotaria sordida, 447 nucleotides. Lineage: Eukaryota; Metazoa; Rotifera; Eurotatoria; Philodinida; Philodinidae. The record is from the annotation of a GenBank genome assembly.